Messenger RNA from Linum trigynum, 2729 nucleotides. NCBI's taxonomy places the organism in Eukaryota, Viridiplantae, Streptophyta, Magnoliopsida, Malpighiales, Linaceae. The record is from the annotation of a GenBank genome assembly.
GGCCUAAUUGUACGCCUUUUAUCCCAGUUUUCCUUGGGAUUUUGUGGCAUUUGUACUCCUAAAAGGGUGGUUUUACGCUAGGUUUCUUGUGUUUUAGCGUGUUUGAGGAUCUAACAGGUGAAACCAGCCCCGGAGUCGAAUGUUGGAAGAAACGGAGCAAAGAUCGGGCAAAGAGGGUGUUUCAGGCAUCAUUCACGGUUUUACAUGGGAGUUCACGGUCUUGUAAGACCGUGAAUUGGAAGCAUAGACCGUGAACCGCAAGGUGUCCUGGGCGUUUUCGGAGGUUGCUGACGUUGAGUGAAUUCACGGUCACUAAGACUGUGAACUGGAGCUGUUACCCGUGAACCCAAGCAAGUGAAGCGGUGCGUUUUGACGCAACACGCUUAGUUCAUGGACGCGUGGAGGAGUUCACGACCGUGAACUAGAACCAUGAACUGAGCUCGAUCCCUGUAUAAAAUGUGAGCUGAAAGAACGAGAGAAGGGAGAGCCCAAGUGUGAGAAAGUGUCUUCUUCUACAAAUUUUAGAGAGAGAAAGAACGAACCAAUGAAGAAAGAAGGCUAGGGUUUGCUCCAAGUGGUGGAUUGGGAAGAAUCUCCCCAAGAGAAGAUCAACACAAGCUCAAAAGAGAUUGGAGGCAUCACCAUGAUGGUUUAAAUUUCUUUCUCUUGUGUUCUUCCCCUUUCUAACAUGGAGUAGAUUGCUUUUUCACUUGGGUGUUGUGAAACCCUAACUAUUUGCCAUGUAGUGGUUGUGUGGAUUGAAUGAUUUUUUAUGGAUGUUGUUUAAUUUAAUGAAUGAUGUAUUUUUCAUUAUAAUUUUGCAUGUUUGUGCUUGACAAUCCAAAUUAGCCAUUCUAACCUAGGCUAGAGGGAAAAUCCCCUUUCAAAGGAGGGUCAAUUGAGUUGGGAUUCCUUGGGCUUUUCAAGCUGCCUGCCUAGGUUAAUGUAGGACAAACCUCUAUCUUGAUUUAAACUACGAGGUUAAGCGCAAUUAAGCCGUCCAACCAUUGGGUUGAGUGAGAGAGUAAGUCAACCCUCGAUUUCCUUUGAGUAGCCUAUAAUGUAUCCCUUGGUUUGGAAAUCGAGAGUAUGGUCUUCGACCAUAGUUGCAUUUCCUAGCGGUUCGCGGUUGUCUCGCUAUAACGGUCCAUUCGAUUCCACGUGCCAUGGUAGUAGUUCGGAGGAAGCGACACCCGAGUGAUCCUUCUCUUAUAGAGCUUUCAAAACCAUUUACUUUUGCUUUGCUUUACUUUAAUCCUCAUACUUUUCAACCAAAACCAAUCCGCUAGAUAAUGUUUCAAACAAUUGAAGUAGCGGUACAUGGACUAACCCAGGUUGAUAUUUAAACAUACUUGCCCUAUAUUGCAUCCUACUAAGGUUUAUACUUGGGCCUUAGGUGAGAUAUUAUUAUGAUAUUCGGGACGAGUCUAGUUUUUGGCGCCAUUGGCGGGGAGCUUUAGUCCGUUAUCUUGAAUAAGUUGUUUGGUGUUAAUCUAGCUGUUAAUUUCUAGUUUUGAAAGUGUUAGUGGUUUGCUUGUGCUAGACUUGGUGUUGUUCUCUAAGUGUGUGUAGUAAGGUGUAUGACCCGCAACAAUCCAACGCCUUUAAUACCGGGGGACGAGAACAUCAACUGAACUCUCCGACUCCUAGUACGGGAGAGGGAGUUAGCGGAAGCAAGUAGGAGAAGUGAAGAAAGGGGAAAACAAUUUGGUCCCGGUGUUAGUGGAGAAGUGGAAGGAGUUGAAGGUGAACGUGAUAUUGGAGUCGAAAUGGGGAAGAGCCAACAAGAAGGGGGAGCCUCCCAAGUUCACAUCCAAAAUGACGCGGCAGAAGAGGAAGUCCCAAGGACAAUGGGAUACUAUAUGGCCUCACGGACGGCGGACAUACAAUCACCGAUCUUGCACCCGCCCGUGGCGGCCAACAAUUUCGAGAUCAAGUCGCCUCUAGUGACUAUGAUGCAGAACAAUGCUUUUUUCCACGGGCACAUAAGCGAGUCAUCGAGGGAGCAUGUGCAAAGAUUUCUUGAACUCGCGGGGAGUUUGAAGAUCAAUGGCGUGUCGGGGGAGGCUUUGCAACUAAGGCUUUUCCCCUACUCACUUUCGGAGAAGGCACUCCGAUGGCUCAAAAAUUGACCACCUCGUUCAGUCACCUCGUGGGAUGAUCUUCUCAACAAAUUUAUGACCCGCUAUUGCUCGCCUUCGAAGAUGGUCAAGUGGAGAAAGAAGAUCACCCAUUUUGAGCAAGAUGAAGAUGAGACCUUGAGAGAUGCUUGGGAAAGAUUCUCCGAUUAUCACCAUGGAUUCGAUGAGCAAUUUCGGAUUGAAACUUUCUACGGUGGACUUAUACAUGAAGACAAGAUUCUCUUUGACUCCCUUUGCCAAGGGAGAUUGAUGAAUAUGACCCCACCUCAAGUGACCGAUUUGCUCGAAGACAUGGCUCUCAAAGGAUACGAGAUACGAUUGGGGCUUGACGAGAAGUGGGAAGAGAAGCAAUGAAAGAGGAGUGAGAAGUGUGGGAGCAAGUGCUCCACUUGAAGCGAAGCUUGACAAGUUGAUCGAGGUAAUUCUUGAAGACGAUAAGCAAGGGAAGAGAGCGGUGAUGUCUUGUGAUUGGUGUUCAAGCACUAGCCAUGAGAUGGCGGAGUGCCAAGCAAUGAAGGAGGCAAACACUCCGGAGGCACAAGUCAAUUUCGUGGACAACGCUAGGGGUAAUAACCCGUAUAUCAAUAC